Molecule: messenger RNA, 1935 nt
Organism: Rhineura floridana
Lineage: Eukaryota; Metazoa; Chordata; Lepidosauria; Squamata; Rhineuridae
Gene: ENTPD4
Product: ectonucleoside triphosphate diphosphohydrolase 4
Biological process (GO): nucleoside diphosphate catabolic process
Cellular component (GO): membrane
Molecular function (GO): nucleoside diphosphate phosphatase activity
Source: RefSeq, a predicted model, not a curated record
AUGGGUAGGAUCAGUAUUUCUUGUCUGUUUCCUGCUUCUUGGCACUUCAGCAUUUCCCCACUAGGGUGUCCUCGAAUACUGAACACCACGUUACAACAGAUCAUUGUCAUUGGUUGCUUGCUGUUGCAUUCUUCUGCUGUACUAUUCCGUUGUAAAUAUGGCUACAGGGACAAAAAGCUGCACAGGAAUCUUGCUCGAGUAACCGCAGAAGCCAUAGAUACCAACAAUCUCAAACUGAAUUAUGGCAUUAUGGUAGACUGUGGUAGCAGUGGAGGAUCUAGGAUCUUUGUGUAUUGGUGGCCAAGACACAAUGGCAAUCCACAAGAUUUGCUGGACAUCAAACAAAUGAGGGACAAAACCAGCAAACCAGUGGUUAUGAAAAUUAAACCAGGCAUUUCAGAAUUUGCUACCUCUCCUGAAAAAGUCAGUGAUUAUAUAUUCCCACUUCUGAGUUUUGCUGCAGAACAUGUACCCCGUGCAAAACAUAAGGAAACACCUCUGUAUAUCCUCUGUACAGCAGGGAUGAGAAUCUUGCCAGAGAGUCAGCAAAAGGCUAUACUAGACGACCUACUUACUGAUAUUCCAGUGCAUUUUGAUUUUCUGUUUUCGGAUUCACACGCUGAGGUUAUUUCAGGAAAACAGGAAGGAGUAUAUGCAUGGAUUGGCAUUAACUUUGUCCUUGGAAGAUUUGAGUAUACUGAUGAUGAGGAUGAUGCUGUAGUGGAGGUACAUAUUACUGGCAGUGAAAACAAGGAGGCAAUUAUUCGAAAGAGGACUGUGGGUAUACUUGACAUGGGUGGUGUGUCAACUCAAAUAGCAUACAAAGCCCCUAAAACUGAUCUGCUGGAGGAGAUAGCCAAGAACCUACUUGCAGGAUUUAAUCUGGGGUGCGAUGCUCACCAAACUAUACACGUGUACCGAGUCUAUGUGGCAACUUUCCUUGGCUUUGGCAGAAAUGCUGCACGGCAGAGAUAUGCAGACAGCAUAUUUACCAACACAGUAUUUAGAAACAGGCUUCUAGGCAAACAAAUUGGUGUGGCUUCAGAUACCCCCUAUUUAGACCCUUGCCCGCCUUUGGAUGUUGAGGAUGAAAUCCAGCAGAAUGGGCAGAAGAUACAUCUUCGAGGGACAGGAGAUUUUGACCUGUGCCAUGAUGUUAUUCAGCCUUUCUUGAAUAAGACAAAUGAGACACAAAUGUCCUUGAAUGGCAUUUAUCAGCCUCCCGUGCACUUUGAGAACAGCGAGUUCUAUGGGUUCUCAGAAUUCUACUGCUGUACUGAGGAUUUAUUGCGGGGGGGGGACUACAAUGCUGCUAAUUUUAUUAAAGCUGCAAAGGAUUAUUGUGCAACAAAGUGGUCUGUUCUACAGGAACGGUAUCAAUGUUUUAAGUCAGCCUGGAUGUACGAAGUGUUUCAUAACGGCUUCUCUUUUCCCGUAAACAAUGGCAACUUAAAAACUGCACUGCAGGUCUAUGACAAAGAGGUGCAGUGGACACUGGGGGCUAUCCUCUAUCGAACACGAUUUUUGCCUUUGAGAGACAUCCAGCAGGAGAGCUUCCGAGGCAAUCACUCCCACUGGCACAGCUUCUCUUUUGUUUACAACCAUUACUUAUUCUUUGCCUGCUUCUUCAUCGUGCUGCUGUCCAUCCUACUGUACCUGCUGUGGUCGUGACGGAUUCACCGGCAAAUGCUGCACAGUGGCCCAUCGCCUUCCCUCUGGAUUGAAGAAGGCCUUCCACCACAGAAGAUCCCAGGAGCCUUAUAAGCUGCUGAAGAAACACUGGUCUUAAGACUUGCUAAAGAAAAAACCAUCGGUUUUGUCUCAGGAUUCUUUUUUCAUCCCUAGAAACCAUUGCCUGAGCCUCUCACUGCAGCAUUGGCAUUGAGAGGUCACCCAUAUCUGGAAGACUGAGGAAAAAAGCAGGGUCAACUUGGC